This is a messenger RNA of Mercenaria mercenaria, 2182 nucleotides long. RefSeq names its product heat shock 70 kDa protein 12B-like. Bases 185 to 1903 code for a protein of 572 amino acids. The transcript has 5 exons. Gene Ontology annotation, molecular function: ATP binding; ATP-dependent protein folding chaperone. The record is from RefSeq and is a predicted model, not a curated record. NCBI's taxonomy places the organism in Eukaryota, Metazoa, Mollusca, Bivalvia, Venerida, Veneridae.
GGGUCCGAUAUUGCAAUAUCAUUACUUAAAAUUUUAAGUAAAUUGAUAGCAUGUUCUUAUUUUAUACGUACUGACUCGUAUCAAAUGAUUAUAUAUUAGGGACCACAAAGAUCAAUCUCAUUGAAGUACACGGUAUCACUAAAUUGGAUGCAUUACUGACUGAUAACGUAAUUUAAGGUAGGCUAUGGUAUCUGUUAUCUUAGGCGACCGUGACUGUUUUCCUUUAAAAGAUGAUAAUAUAUCUUCAGUUACGUACGGACAAGCCGGAGAAAAAUAUUACGAGAUGCGCGUGAUUGUCGCGGCAAUAGAUUUUGGAACAACAUAUUCAGGCUGGGCAUUUUCAUUUCGAGCUGAUUAUGAAAAGAAUCCAACAAACGCCGAAGUUAAACACUGGCAUUCCGGUCCAGGAACAUUAGUAACAGAGAAGACACCUACAUGUUUGCUGGUAAAACCAGAUGGGGUGACUUUUCAAGCGUUUGGUUAUGAUGCAGAAAAUCAAUACUUGGAAUUAGCAGAUAAAGAUGAGCACAGGGAUUACUACUAUUUUAGAAGGUUCAAAAUGCUACUUUUCAAAGCAUUUGGGAAGCACCUUACAAAAGAAACAACAAUCGCAGAUGAAAUGGGAAAGGAACUUCCGGCUAUAGAUGUAUUUGCAAUGUCUAUCAAGUUUAUUGUCGACGAUAUGAUGGUUGUUGUCAAUCAGCGCCUGACUGGGAUAAUAAUGGAGACCGACAUCCACUGGGUGCUCACAGUGCCAACGAUAUGGUCCGAUUUUGCAAAACAGUUUAUGAGGCAUGCUGCAAUAAAGGCUGGUAUAGUUACAGAAAGACUAACAAUAGUCCUUGAACCGGAAGCUGCCUCAUUAUACUGUCGUCAUCUACCUAUAGAGGCAAUGCUUAGUGGCGAUAAUUUGUUGAUUUCCGAACUUCCGACCGGAUCAAAAUACAUGGUUCUCGAUGCUGGAGGGGGAACGAUUGAUAUCACGGUCCAUGAAGUUCAAAGUCAGUAUACCUUACGAGAAGUCAGAGCUGCAAAUGGAGGUGACUGGGGAGGAACCAUGGUUGAUAAGGCAUUUGAAAAAUUUAUCUGUGAUCUAGUUGGUGAAACUGUAUUCAGAACUUUCAAACAAUCGGAAACAGAAGACUGGCUUUAUAUGAUCCGUGAGUUUGAAUACAAAAAACGAGAAGCAGGAAGUCGUUCAGGGACGCAAGUAGUUAUGAAUUUUCCUGCGUCACUCACUGAAAUCUUUUUAAACGAGACACACAUGACAAUCAAGGAUGCAAUAGCAGCAUCCACAUACGCAGAGGCAGUAGAAAUAAAGAGAGACAAGUUGAAAAUAUCACAUUCUGUUUUCAAAACAUUAUUUCAGGAGUCAUUACAUAACACUGUUGAUCAUGUUAAAAGGCUGCUAAAGGAUGAAAGAAUGGUUGAUGUUAGAACCAUUCUUAUGGCUGGAGGGUAUUCGGAGUCCCCGUUGUUGCAACGUGCAAUCAAAUUAGCCUUCCCUGAAAUGCAGGUAGUUAUUCCACAUGCAGCAUCAUCCGCAGUGCUGAGAGGUGCACUGAUCUUCGGUUACAACCCGGCAUCAAUUACCGAAAGGUUACUUCGGUAUACAUAUGGUACAGAUAUAUGUGUGUCAUUUCUUGAGGGGAAGCAUCCAGAAAAUAGACGCAAGAAGAAUAAUGUUGGUGACACAUGUAGUGAUGUCUUUGAUAUACUUAUUGAAAAGGAUACGAAAGUGAAAACAGGUGAAACGCAAAUAACAGGGACUUAUUACAACAAUCACAGCAAUCAAAGAUCAAUGUUAUUCAGAAUAUACGCAUCCAAUGAGAAAAAUCCAUUAUAUGUAGAUGAUGAAAGAUGUUCAAAACUUGAAACUUGGGGAAAUGAAAAUAAAGUUUGAGCAACUAGUUGAAAAUCCUGGACGUGUCAAUGUUACUUGGUGGCACAGAAGUCAUUAUGGAACUGGAAGAUGAAAAGACUGGGAAUAAAGUUGUAAGUACAACAGUAUUUCGAAUGGAAUGACAACAUCUGGCAAUUUGACAGUUAUAACAAAAACAGAGUAUGGUACAUAUUAAUAAAUACAUUUUAUGUAGAUCUGUUAAAGACAAAGAACGAAUAGUUAUGACAGUGAAAAACAGACAAACCAUUCACCAUUUUAGAGUUAUCCUCUGCAUAGUUG